Anolis carolinensis (green anole) is the source of this 8768-nucleotide messenger RNA. Its product is annotated as laminin subunit beta-1. The transcript is spliced from 35 exons. Gene Ontology annotation, biological process: animal organ morphogenesis; tissue development. NCBI's taxonomy places the organism in Eukaryota, Metazoa, Chordata, Lepidosauria, Squamata, Anolidae. The record is from RefSeq and is a predicted model, not a curated record. The coding region runs from base 154 to 5760 and encodes 1868 amino acids.
ACGGAGAGAGGGGGGUUGGGAAGAGCCGGGUUAUUUUUACCCGUUGCCACUUACGUUCGCACGGCCGGAGUUCUCACGCCGGCUGGACAGCAGCAAAUGGGGACACCUCUGUGGGGCAAGAGAGGACUUCCUUGGUGAUUUGCAGGUCCAGGAAUGGGGAGAAGCCAUACACUCUCUCUGCGAAAUCCCACUUGCCUCAUGUCCCAACUUGAAGAGGGAAAUGAAGCCGCACCAGACAAGACCAGGGGAGCCUCACCUUGGAUGUUGAAAACCUUGAUGUUGCCAAUGCCACUGCUGCUCUACUUGCUUCUCUGGGUCCAGGUAGCUGAUGCUCAAGGUCCCGAAGAGCCUGACCUGUUGUAUCAUGGCUGUUUAGAGGGGAGCUGCUACCCGGCCACCGGAAAUCUUCUCAUCGGGAGGGCUCAGAGCUUGAGCGCCACCUCAACAUGCGGCUUGGAAGGCCCUCAGGACUACUGCAUUGUCAGCCAUCUACAGGACUCUGAGAAAUGCUUCCUGUGCGACUCUCACUCGGCCUCCCUGCGCGAAAACCACCACAUUGAGAAUGUCAUCUACCUGAGUGGCCAGGAUGGGGAGCAGACCUGGUGGCAGUCGGAGAAUGGUGUUGAAGAGGUCAGCAUCCGCUUGGACUUGGAAGCCGAGUUCCAUUUUACUCACCUCAUAAUGAAGUUUAAGACCUUCCGCCCAGCUGCCAUGUUGAUUGAGCGGUCAUCCGAUUUUGGGCGCAGCUGGAAAGUGUAUCGCUACUUUGCCUUCAACUGCUCCAAACUCUUCCCUGGCAUCCCCACUCAGAUUCCAGCACACGUCAACCAGGCAGUCUGUGACCAGCGAUACUCAGAGAUUGAGCCCUCCAGCCACGGUGAGGUAAUUUUCAAAGUGCUGGACCCAGCUAUAAAAGUAGAGGAUCCCUACAGCCAGGAAAUCCAAGAUUUGUUACGUGUCACCAAUUUGCGAGUGAACUUCACAAAGCUGCAUACUCUGGGGGACAACCUCCUGGACUCGCGACUUCAGGUGCUUCAGAAAUACUACUACGCUGUGUAUGAGCUGGUGCUGCGUGGAAGCUGCUUCUGCUAUGGACAUGCCUCAGAGUGCGCUCCUUUGGCUGGAGUGACAAACCUAGUUGAAGGCAUGAUCCAUGGCCGAUGCGUCUGCAAGCACCACACAAAAGGCCUCAACUGUGAACUCUGCAAGGACUUUUACCAGGAGUUGCCUUGGAGGCCAGCUGAGGCCCACGAUUCACACGCCUGCAAAGAGUGCAACUGCAAUGAGCACUCACAUAGGUGCCACUUUGACAUGGCCGUGUACCUGGCCACGGGCAACACCAGCGGCGGGGUCUGUGAUGAGUGCCUGCACAACACCAUGGGGCGCCACUGCCAGCUCUGCAAGCCCUUCUACUAUCGCAACCCAAUGGCUGACAUCCGCGCAAGCACUGCCUGCAUCCCCUGUGACUGUGAUCCCGUGGGCUCGUUGGAUGGUGGCGUGUGCGACAGUCAUACAGAUGUGUCCUUGGGCAUGAUCGCAGGGCAGUGCCGCUGCAAAGACAAUGUCAAAGGCGUGCGUUGUGACAGCUGCAAAGAAGCCUUCUAUGGACUGAGCCAGAACGAUCCUCUGGGUUGCCAGCCCUGCAGGUGUGACCCGCGUGGGAUCAUUGCAGGAAACAGCCCUUGUGACCAUAUCAGUGGUGACUGCUAUUGCAAGCGUUUUGUCACAGGGCGAUAUUGCAACCAGUGUCUGCCAGAAUAUUGGGGCCUGAGCUAUGACAUGACUGGCUGCCGGGGCUGCGCUUGUGACUUUGGAGGGGCUUACAGCAACAGAUGCUCUAUGGAUGAUGGCCAGUGCCCCUGUCGGCCUCACUUCAUGGGGCGUCAGUGUGAUGAUGUACAACCUGGGUUCUUCUGCAUGCCAUUGGACUAUUACAUGUAUGAAGCCGAACAUGCCACAGGUCUCCCUCCAACCCAUCAGAGCCUACCGGGUGUUUUGCGUCCUGAGACCCCAGUGGACUGUGUGGAGUAUUAUAAUGGAGUCCAAAAUGGGCGGAAAGUGCGGCUGCGGCGCCAGCAUAGCACCAUAAGAGUCUUACAGCAGCGAGGAGCCCUUCGGCGAGCCCGGCAGCUUCAGCAAAAGCCUGAUGUAGAAGUCAUACAGCGUGAACAUACAGGCCACAUGAUUACGUGGACGGGACCAGGCUUUGCUCGUGUUCGUGAUGGGGCUGGUUUAUCUUUCCAUAUUAGCAACAUUCCCUACCCCAUGGACUAUGACAUCCUUCUACGCUAUGAGCCAGAGUCUACAGAAGAUUGGGAAGCUGUGGUCAGCGUCAGCUCGCAGGCUUUACCCAUGAGUCCCCGCUGUGGCAAUGUGCUACCUUCAGAGCAGAUGUACCGAGAGAGCCUGCCACACAGUUCCAGGUAUGUUCUCCUGCCACGACCUUUCUGUUUUGAGCCCAGGAACCAUUAUGAGAUCACGGUGCGGUUCCAGCGGACAGGUGUGGCACAGCGCCAUCCCGCAGCCUUCCUCCUUGUUGACUCGCUGGUCCUUUUGCCGCGUGUGACGGAGCUGCCGGGGCUCCAUGGCAAUGAUCCUGCUUCUGUGGAGCGUCGUGAGGCCCUGGAGCGCUACACCUGCCUGGAGGCCUUCCGCAUGGCCACUAUGCCUGACCUGGCCGAGACCUGCGCCCAGCUCCUGUGCAGCAUCUCUGCCCUGAUGCACGAUGGGGCUCUGCCUUGCCAGUGUGACCCCCAGGGCUCCACUAGCAGCGUCUGCCACAAACUAGGAGGGCAGUGUCAGUGUAAGCCCAAUGUGAUCGGUCGGCGGUGUGACGAGUGUGUCCCAGGCACCUAUGGAUUUGGACCGUAUGGCUGCAUUCCCUGUGCCUGUUCCCAUGAAGGCUCUGCCUCCAAAAUCUGUGAACCAACCAGUGGACAGUGCCGGUGCCAACAUGGGACCGUGGGACGGCAGUGUGAUCAGUGCCCACCAGGCCACUGGGGAUUCCCAAGCUGCCGCCCUUGCCAUUGCAAUGGGCACUCCGAGGAAUGUGACUUGCAUACAGGAGCCUGCCACGACUGCCGGGAUUACACCGCUGGCCGCCACUGUGAGAGGUGCCUGGAUGGCUACUACGGAGAUCCAAUCUUGGGCUCAGGACAACAAUGCCGGCCAUGUCCUUGUCCUGGAUAUCCCGGGUCUCGUCACUAUCAUGGCAUCUCUUGUGACACAGACAGGGAGACCAACCAGAUCAGUUGCCUGUGUGCUCCAGGCUAUACAGGGCUUCGUUGUGACCGUUGCUCACCUGGCUAUUUUGGAGCCCCUGAGCAGGAAGGUGGAGCUUGCCGCCCCUGUCAGUGCAACAACAACAUUGACACCAGUGACCCUGAGGCCUGUGAUCCACACACUGGGCAGUGUCUGCGCUGCCUCUACUACACCAGCGGACCCCAUUGUGCCGAAUGCCAACCUGGAUACUAUGGCAGUGCCUUUCAGCGUAGCUGUCGACGGUGUACCUGUAAUGAACAAGGCACCCUGCCUAUGCACUGCUCCAAAGGCAUCUGCCACUGUGACCGAACUACAGGCAACUGCCCUUGCCGUGCCAAUGUGGUGGACAAGAACUGUGACAGAUGUGCCCAAAACUUCUGGGGCUUUGGCAGCGACUUGGGAUGUCAGCCCUGUGACUGUGAUCCUGCUCAUUCGUUACGUUCAGACUGCAACAUGUUCACAGGGCAGUGCCACUGCCAGCCAGGGUUUGGAGGACGUGUUUGCUCCCAGUGCCAAGAGGAUCAUUGGGGAGACCCCGAACAGGAAUGUCUGCCCUGUGAAUGUGAUCCAGCUGGAUCUGAGAGUCCGCAGUGUGACCGCCUCAGUGGACACUGUCUGUGCCGAGAAGGAUUCACAGGACGGCGGUGUCACCAGUGCCAGCGGGGCUUCCAUAAGAACUUUCCACGUUGUUCCCCUUGCCACCCAUGUUUUGGGCAAUGGGAUAAAGUGCUGGGGCAACUCUGGGAACAGGUGCAGAGGCUACAGGAUGCUGUCAAAGCCCUGAAAGAAGGUGGCCCCAUACCUGAAGCCAGCAGCAACCGUAUGCGCAACCUUGAGAACAGUCUUGAUCAUGUGGAGCAGCUUCUUGGGGACGGGAGUAGUCCAAAUGCUCCUCUCCUUCAUGAAAUCAGCACCGUUCUGGCAGAUAUCAGGGCAGAUAUGGAUGAGCUCUGGCAACAGUUGCAGACUACAGAUUCACACCUGGAUGAAACUGAUCGGACAGACACAGGACAGAGGAGCCAUCUCAAUAAACUGAACAGAGAGCUAAGGGAGCUUAACCACACUGUCAACCACUUGAGGAAGAUGUCAAAUGGCAGCUUCAAUGAAUCUUUCCAUAGCAUCCUGGAGUCCUUCCAGCAGUCAGAACUGGCCCAGCAGCGAGCAAAUGCCUCUGUUCAAGGACCACAAAGUCCGGUGGGUCAAGCCAAACAUACGCGUCGCGUCACCGUUGAACUCUUGAGACGCCGAGGAGAUGCUUUCCGCCAGAGUGCGGCUGUUCACCGAAAGUCACUGCAGAACAUUCAGGAACAAAUUGAUAGUCUUGGACUGAGCACGAUCAAUGAGAAAAUCUGCGGUGCUUCCGGAGAGGAGGAGUGUGAACCCUGCGGAGGAGCCUCCUGCCGAGACAGCUUAGGCCAGCGACAUUGCGGAGGCCCUGGCUGUACUGGAGCUCUCCCUGUGUCUGCAAAGGCACUGGACACGGCCCAGAACAUCUCUCUUCAGCUAGAGACCACAUUGAAGCAGCUGGGCACCAUUUCUAGCAAGGUGCAAGAAAUCCAAGAGUUGGCACAGGAUGCCAGGAAUCAUGCCCAGGAGACACUGGGACAAGCUCAGGGAGCUCGGAGCCGUGUGGAGAAGUCAACAGCUAAGCUGAGGGAAUUCAUCCAAAAAAUAAAGGACUUUCUAGCAGAGGAAGGGGCUGACCCUGAGAGCAUUGAGCUUGUGGCCCAGCAAGUGCUGAACAUCUCCUUGCCUGGCAGUCCAGGUCAAAUCAGCAGCCUGAUUAAAGAAAUCCAUGACAGAAUUGGAGAGCUGGAUGGUGUGGACAUCAUCCUGAACAAUACAGUACACAACCUGACCCGUGCCAGGGAACUACUGGCAGAAGCAGAAGAGGCCAAAGAGCGAGCAGAGGGUGUAGAGGCAAUAAUCGCAGAAACCCGUGCAGAACUAAGCGGUGUGAGGGAACAAGUGAGUGCAGCAGAGCGAGCUAUGAAGAGUGCCAAGGAGGCCAUUCGCAGUGUGGAGGGCCGAAUCAGGCAGGCUGAGCGCCAGCUCCAAACGCUGGUCAGCAAGGAGUCACAGGUGGAAAGUCGCCUUGGAGACCUGGCACAGGAUGUGGCCGAUUUACAAAAGAAGUCCCAGGCUAAUCAGCAGCUGGCACAGGAGGCCAAGGGGAAAGCAGAGCGUGCCACGGCUGCUGCAGGGAGGCUAGAAAAUGAUGUGGAAAAAGUGAUGCAGGGAUACCAGAAGCUGCAAGACAAAUUGGGCGAACUGCCCCAGGAUGUACUCUUCAAACUGAAAAACCUGAGGGACGAAGCCCAGAAUCUCCUAAACAAGGCCAAUGACAGCAAGCGAAAGUUGGAAGAGCUGGAAGAGCGCUUUCAGACGAAUGAGAAAGAAAUGAAGGACAAAGCAAACACUCUGCAGUCGCUGGAGAAACAAGUGACAGACCUGCUGGAGUUCAUCCGUAACAAAGCCACUGCCUAUGCUACCUGUUAGGGGCGAGGGUUUUGCCACCAGCCUCUUGGGCCUGAUUCCUGCCAGCUCUGGACUCUGCCAUGGUAGGGCCCGUCCAUACGAAUCACUGGAUGGCUCCUGUCUUGCGGGGCUUUGGCUGUAGAUCCAGGGCCUUUAACGUAACCAGCAUUACAUUUUCCUUUGAUUGUACCAUGCCACUGUGAGCACACCCAGUCUUGUGUGAUUUCCGAAGCUGAUCAGGGUUGGUCUUGGCAUUUGAAUGGGAUGGCAACAGAAAAUACUAUGCCAGGGAUCUCUGUGGUUAGGAAAAGAAUCCUACCUGAAACCCUGGAAAGCCAUUUCUGCCAGUAGUGGCGAGUUGGACCAACAAUCUGGAUUCAGUUUAAGGCAGCUUCCUAUGUUCUUGCGUACCAGUUAGGCCACUAGGCACCAGGAAUAUGAGGGGUAGUAAUACAUGUCAGAAUCUCAGAGACACAGUUAUGUUGUACCUAGUCCAUGCUUUGUUCCAGGACUCUGGAAAAAUUAAAUAUGUCUAUCUCUGAGAGUAUCUAUUCAAACAAUCCAUCCAAGCAUCAUUCAUAGCAUAGUUCCCAUCUGCACAAGGUUUUCUUGCCUUUCCUAGGCUCAUUUGCGGUGACCAUGGAAACACCGCACUUCAUAGACCUACCCAGGGCACAAAAGGAUUGCAUGGAUACCAUGGAAACACUUUUCUGCCUGUUCACGUCCAGCACCAGGUUGCCUGUAUUUCCACUUGCCUCUUGUAUUUCCAAGUCUUUUUUUUUCUCUUGGAAAUAAAGGUGAUAAGUCCCAUUUUUUUCUCCUUCGAACCGAGGCUCUACAGCUGCACUUAUUGUUAGUAAAUUGAUGAAGGCACAUCACUUUCCCGUCCACCAUCCCUAUUCAACCGUCUCUUCUCCCUCCAACAGUCAGUGAGGCAAUAAUUUAGAGAAAAGCUGAGACAUCCAGUUCUCUUCCAAUACUUUCAUUAAGAGGUCUUUCAUCUUCCUUUCUAGAUUUUGAGGUACUGUCUAUCAUGCCCCAUAUAUUUAUCACCCCAGCAAAUUGAAAAAGAAUACUGGCCAUGGGUUGCUGUGAAUUUUCCAGGCUGUAUGGCCAUGUUCCAGAAGCAUUCAAUUCUGAUGUUUCACCCACAUCUAUGGUAGGCAUCCUCAGAGGUUGUGAGGUCUGUUGGAAACUAAGCAAGUGAGGUUUAUGUACCUGUGGAAAAUCCAUGUUGGGAGAAGAACUCUUGUCUGUUUGAGGCAAGUAUGAAUGUUGUGAUUGAUCACCUUGAUUAGCAUUGAAUGGCUAUUGAAAUUCACAAGCAUGGAGACAAUUUCAACAGAAAGGAGGAAACCAUGAAAAUGAACAAAAUCUGGCUACCAGUAUUAAAAACAACUCUAAAAUCAGGACAGUAAAUAACAACAGUCUGAAAAUGGGGGAAUUCCAGACAUGAAACAAUCAGGGCCAGCUAACACCUCCCAACAAAGGAUUCCCUCAGGCAGGAAGCAGUCAGGCUUUGAACCUGCAAGGCCAUUAAAUGCUCAUCGAGGUGAUCAAUCGCAACAUUCACACUUGCUUCAAACAAACAAGAGUUCUUUCUCCUAACCUACACGUUCCACAGAUAUAUACACCCCACUUGCCUAGUUUCCAACAGACCUCACAACCUGCCAUAGAUGUGAAUGAAAUGUCAGGAGAGAAUGCUUCUGGAACAUGGCCAAACAACCCAGAAAACUCACAGCAACCCAGUGAUUCCAGCCAUGAAAGCCUUCGACAACACAAUACUGACCAUGAUCAGGGCAAGUAGAUUUUGUUUUGUUUUGAUGACACACAUUGAUGGAAGAUACAACUAUCUGUGGCUAUUAACCAUAGCAGGUUAGAACUGAAUCAUGUUCUACUCAACAACAGAUAAUGGUAUCAAAAUAAGGAAAGAAGCAAAGGCUAUCUUGAAAGGCUUUGCUGGAGAAUUUCCCAGAUGUAUAUUUUCUGGCCAAUGCCAGAAACACAAAACUAGGCUAUUUUGUAACAGGACAGUUGGAUAUGAAAAUGCAUUCUGCUGAUACAAAAAAUUCUUGCACUAUCUCUGAUGGCCAGAAUGUAAGAAUAAGUGAAACAACUUGCAACUUGUUCAUCUUUUAGUGAGGUCCUGAAAUUGGCUGUCUCCUCUUUAGAUCCAUCUGUGGAAUGCUCCAUUUCAGUCCCUGCCUUGUGUCCUCAUGCCUGCAUUGUGGAAAGACUGCAACAAAAAUGUGUGAUCCUUCAAAUCUUGCUGGUUUUUGGCAUCUCUGAUCUCUUGCCAGCAAAGCUGUAGCUCAGUAAGCUUCAGAGUGGCAUGCAGUCCGUAUAUUGGGAAUAUUCCUCUAUGUGGGCUUUGCCUUCCUCUUUAUCCCAGUGUGGCAGACUCCCAUUUUAUUCUCCUCCUCCUCUUACAAAUGGCAGCUUAAUUCCCUAGAAAUGAAUAUGAGCCGUCAAAUAUGAAGGCAAAUAUGGCUAUUUGCAAUGAGGUUUCCCCCUUCGCCCAUUGGCCCAGUAGCCUCAUGAUAGUUUUGCCACAUAUGAGGAGAUUUCCUCCUGAAAUGACAUCUCUCGGGGUAGAGCCUUUAGCAUCCUUUCCUGUGGUCCUUGACCUUUGUGAUCUUCUGGUGCCUAUUUACAUCUCUGUGCCUCUUGAAGAAAGGAGUAGUUAAGAUAGUGUUCUUAGGUAUUAAGAAGUUGUCAUGCCUCCAGACUUCUGAGAUAGCAGCAAGAACAAGAACAACAGCUUCACCUUUGAGCAGCACUCUUAUCUGAUUUGUGUUGGGACAGAAUUUAGACGUCCUUAUUUCUGUAUUGAGACCAUUCCUAGAGCUGUCCAGCCCGAGAGAGGCUCUAGUACCUUGAAUAAAUGUGUGGCAGAAAUAAAUCAACCGUAUGAGCAUUUUCUCUGUAGCGAUGUGAGAAUCACAUCAGAUGUCUCUCUGCUAUUACGUUAAUCAUUAAAUUAAGAGUAGAUACCAAAUGUUGUCUCUGAAUAAAGGUUUUUAAAAGAA